This is a messenger RNA of Saitoella complicata NRRL Y-17804, 2185 nucleotides long. RefSeq names its product Pkinase-domain-containing protein. Gene Ontology annotation, biological process: intracellular signal transduction; protein phosphorylation. Gene Ontology annotation, molecular function: MAP kinase activity; ATP binding. The transcript has 4 exons. Lineage: Eukaryota; Fungi; Ascomycota; Saitoellomycetes; Saitoellales; Saitoellaceae. Bases 370 to 1953 code for a protein of 527 amino acids. The record is from RefSeq and is a predicted model, not a curated record. Gene Ontology annotation, cellular component: cytoplasm; nucleus.
ACUUCCUUCAUAUCAGCAGGUCAUGAUUGAAGACAAUAAUUUGUCCUCUGCUUGUUUUGUUGGGCAGACCUCCUCUCUGACAGCAAACCGUCCUCGGCCCUCAAUCGUCAAUCCUCGGCCAGCAUCCGUCUUCCUAUAAAAUGUCCAAUGCCCAACCCUCUCCCGCACCCAGACCAUCGACCGCCCGCGCCCACGUGCAGCCCCCCACUCCCCACCAAAAACAAAUCCUGCAUCUGGAGCUGCUGGUGCUGCUUACGCCGCGAUUACAAACAAAAACGUCGAGCAUAUACCCCCCCUUGUCAUUACGCAUUCAUCCAGUCAAAAGCGUAAAGAAAGUUUAGGAAACAUAAGGAAGGACAAGGGCAGAGGAUGGCUACGAAUUCGGGACACCAUACGGUGUUUAAGGUGAUGGGACAGGAUUUCGUCGUGCAUGAUCGGUAUCAGAUUACGAAGGAGUUGGGACAGGGAGCGUAUGGGUUGGUCGUCGCCGCCCAAAACCUCGACUCCCCCCAAACUCCCAUCGCCAUCAAGAAAGUAACAAACGUCUUCUCAAAAUCAAUCCUCACAAAACGCGCCCUCCGCGAAAUCAAGCUCCUCCGACACUUCCGGGGUCACAAAAAUAUCACCUGCUUAUACGAUAUGGAAAUCGUGCCGGAUAGUCGGACGGGGAAGUGGGCGGAGGUGUAUUUGUAUGAGGAGUGUAUGGAGGCCGAUUUGCAUGCGAUUAUUAGGAGUGGGCAGGGGUUGACGGAUAGUCAUUAUCAGAGCUUCAUCUACCAACUCCUCUGCGGCCUGAAGUAUAUCCACUCAGCAAACGUCCUCCACCGCGACCUAAAACCCGGCAACCUCCUGGUAAACGCCGACUGCGAACUCAAGAUCUGCGAUUUCGGCCUCGCACGUGGAUACUCCUCCCACCCCGACACCAACGCCGGAUUCAUGACGGAAUACGUCGCGACACGCUGGUACCGCGCACCCGAAAUCAUGUUGUCGUUUCAGAGCUACACGAAGGCGAUCGACAUGUGGAGCGUUGGGUGUAUCUUGGCCGAGUUGUUGGGUGGGAAGCCGUUUUUCAAGGGGAGGGAUUAUGUGGAUCAGUUGAACCAGAUUCUGCAUUUCUUGGGGACGCCGGAUGAGGAGACCUUGUCGAGGAUUGGGUCGCCGAGGGCACAACAAUAUGUCCGCAACCUCCCAUUCAUGCCCCGUGUUCCAUUCACCCACGUCUUCCCCAACGCAAACCCCCUCGCCCUCGACCUCCUCUCCAAACUCCUAACCUUCGACCCCGCAAAACGCAUCACAGUCGAAGAAGCCCUCAAACACCCCUACCUCUCCGUCUGGCACGAUCCCUCGGACGAACCCACCUGCUCCCAAGAAUUCGAUUUCGGCUUCGAAAGCGUCCAAGACGUCGAUGAAAUGCGACAGAUGAUCCUUGAGGAAGUCGUCGAUUUCAGGAAAGUCGUGCGUAUGCCUCCGGAGCAGCAAGCUGCGUUGGCGGCGAAGAGUCGUGAGGAGAAAGAGAAAGAGAGGGAGUUGGCGAGGGCGAGGGAGAUGGAGAGGGAUGAGACGCCGAAGCCGGUGGAGGACUGGAUGAGGGAGCAGCAGCAGUAUCUCACGCAACAAGAACAACAACAAGAACUCUCACCACCCCCAGCUUACGCACACCCACACCGCCAAUACCAACACCAAAACACGCAGCCAAAGAGGCGUGAUUCGACCAUCGACCCAUCGAUCGCAAAACGCGGCUACACGCGCGAGGAACCGAGACCGAGGGAGGUAGUGGACGAAGCCUAUGAGAGUCUGGAAGCGAACGUGGCGUAUGAGGGAGACGAAAACAUGCUUGACGACGAUGUCUCUGACGCGAAGGCUAUGGAGAGGGAGUUGGCGUUGGGGUUGGAUGGGAGGGGUGUUCAUGUUCCGAUGCAGGGUGGGCAGGGGUGGGUUAGGUGGGGGCAAUAAUUGGAAAUGUGAUUGGCAAACGAGAGUGAGGAAUAUGGCUGUGGGAGAAAGACAAGUAUGGGUAUCGUGAAUGGGAAGGAAGUCAGGCAUACGCGACAUUGAAAUACGAAGGUUUGGCGGGUUGGGUAUACUCUAUGGAAUAAUAAGGCUUUGGUAUCGCUAUUCGUUUGCUGUCUCACGAUUCCUCGAGCUAUUAGGCAAGUUCGUUUGCUUGGCAUUAAAACGUAGUGAU